AUGAAAGACGCGUGGUUCGUCGCUCUCUGCGUUAUUGCCUUGUUUACAAUUAUUGAAGCUAAGCCUAGGACGCAUGGUUCAGGCUCCUACGACUAUGACAGUUACGAAGGACAUAUGUAUGGAUCUGGUGUCGGAUAUGGUAGUGGCAGUUACGGCGCAGGUGGGAUUGGUGCCGGUAGGCCUUGGAUCAAUAGCCACCGCGGUAGCGGCUCCAGCGGUAGAGAUAUGAGCGGUGACAGGCGUGGUAGCGUUACUAGAAGACCUAGUUGGAAAUGGCACAGUUCAGAAGAGCUUGAAGAUUUGAGCUUCUCAAAGCAGAUGGCUUUAAGAAGAUCAAAUCUAUGCUCCGAGUCAGGAUGCAUAAGCGUAGGAAAUGGACACCAUAAUACUAACACUGUCGAUAUUGUUACGAAA
Messenger RNA from Brenthis ino (lesser marbled fritillary), 414 nucleotides. NCBI's taxonomy places the organism in Eukaryota, Metazoa, Arthropoda, Insecta, Lepidoptera, Nymphalidae. The record is from the annotation of a GenBank genome assembly.